Messenger RNA from Cordyceps militaris CM01, 792 nucleotides. Its product is annotated as tetraspanin. The transcript has 4 exons. Gene Ontology annotation, cellular component: membrane. The record is from RefSeq and is a predicted model, not a curated record. The coding region runs from base 1 to 792 and encodes 263 amino acids. Lineage: Eukaryota; Fungi; Ascomycota; Sordariomycetes; Hypocreales; Cordycipitaceae.
AUGAACCCGCUGGUCCUGCUGGGCCUGCCCGCCUCCUCUACUCCUUUGCACUCAAAUCUCACCACUCCGGCUACGAAACCUCACGUCGAACCCCCCCCCCUCUUCCCGCCCGCCGCCAUGCCUGACAAGGUGUUGCUGGCCACGCUGGCCAUCAACAUCCUCUUCCUGGCCACCGGCGCGCUCGAGCUCGGCUUCUGCCUCGUCGUCCAGGGCCUGCUCGGCCAGGAGCCCGUCGACGGGCGCGAGGCCGUCCGGCACCUGCUCUACCGCGAGUUCCCGCUCGACGCCGGCAUCGCCAACGCCAGCAUCAUCCUGGCCACGUUCGUCUUCACCCUCGUCGGGCUCGCCUCCAAGGGCCGCUCCGUGCUCAAGCUCAGCGGCUACCUGAUUGCCUUUUGCGCCAUCUUCACGCUGUGCCUGGGCGUCGUGCUCUGGGUCAUGACGCUGCGCGUCAAGGAGACCUUUUACCCGACCUACCUGGACCAGGACCCGUCGGUGCAGUCGGCGAUUCAGACUUCGUUUGGAUGCUGCGGCUAUGUCAACGCCUCCACGCCGGCGUUUAUCACCGACUCGACGUGCCCGAGCCCCGCCGCUGCGGCACUGCUCCGAGGUUGUGCGACGUCCAUCUCGAGCUUUGCCAACAUUGCACUCGACGUCAUCUUCACUGCCCUCUUCGGUAUGGUUGGCGUCGAUGCCCUGUUCAUCCUGUCCAUUGCCGCGCUUCUCAAGGUCCGCAAAGAGCGCGAGCGGUACCGCCACAUUGACGACAAGUCCGGCUAUCAGCAAUUCUAG